AUGAAGGCACGGUUGGGUUGAUAAGACUUCCUCGUGGAUCAUUUCUAUCACAUUACCCCCGACACAGGGACAAAAUCGGUGGAAACAGGGAAAGUAAAUUGAAAUGAAGUUUGUUCAUCAUUCUGACUUGGAUAGAGUAGUGUUAUUACAUUCUAAAAGAGGCUAGCUAAUAUUACGGGACAGUACUGGAUUUUUAGCUAAAUAACUUUAGUGUUUCUAGCUAGAUAUUUUUUUGACUAACGUUUCUAGCUAUGGCAAUUGACAUAAUUGAUUGCAAAGUUUGUUUCAUACUAAUGACUUGCCCACUUUGGCAAUGUCAUCGUAUUUCCAGGCCUCUCACUAUCUGUCUCGUCAGAAAAUGUUAGCUACCUUAAUAAUGGUAACUAACAUUAGCCUGUUUACUGUUGUUCAAGCUGCAGUCAGAGUAAGUGUACCAAGGUAGCCUACUUGAUUUAGCUUACAUCUUGUCUUUUUUACAUUUCGGUUUUCUUUUGACUGUACAAAAUAAAAUGCUCAAAUUGACUAUUUGAAGAGUAUUUGUCAUUAGGUAUUAGAGCUAAAACGAACUGGCUUGUAUUUGGAUUUGUAGCUACUAGCUUGCCAGCCAGAAGAAAGCGAGAGGGUAGCUAUUAUUAUUAUUAUUAUUAUUAUUAUUAGCUAGCUAGAUAUCUCAUUAGGUGUAUGUUUACCUGUGAUAUCCUAAAAAAAAUAAUAAGCCAUCUGGCUGUUGAAUGCAAGAAUGAAUGUAUAACCCUUAUGAUAGGGUUACUACCUGCCCUCCAGGACACCUACACCACCCGAUGUCACAGGAAGGCCAAAAAGAUCAUCAAGGACAACAACCACCCGAGCCACUGCCUGUUCACCCCGCUAUCAUCCAGAAGGCGAGGUCAGUACAGGUGCAUCAAAGCUGGGACCGAGAGACUGAAUAACAGCUUCUAUCUCAAGGCCAUCAGACUGUUAAACAGCCACCACUAACAUUGAGUGGCUGCUGCCAACAUACUGACCCAACUCUGAUGUAAUCAAUUUAUCACUAGCCACUAGCCAUAAUGCUUACAUACCCUACAUUACAGAUCUCAUAUGCAUAUACUGUACGUUAUACCAUCUACUGCAUCUUGCCAUCUUGAUGUAAUUAAAUGUAUCACUUGCCACUGUAAACAAUGCCACUUUAUAUAAUGUUUUCAUACCCUACAUUACUCAUCUCAUAUGGUCACGCCCUGACCAUUAGAUAGCCUUUUUAUUCUCUAUUUUGGUUAGGUCGGGGUGUGACUAGGGUGGGUAAUCUAGGUUAUUUUAUUUCUAUGAUGGCCUGGUAUGGUUCCCAAUCGGAGGCAGCUGUUUAUCGUUGUCUUUGAUUGGGGAUCAUGUUUAGGCAGCCAUUUCCCCACUGUGUUUUGUGGGAUCUUGUUUUUGUGUUGUUGCCUGUGAGCACUCCAGAACGUCACGUUUCGGUUGUUCUUUAUUGUUUCACCUCAAUAAAUAUGUGGAACCCAUGUCACGCUGCGCUUUGGUCCGAAUGUUCUUACGACGAACGUGAGAGAAGAUCCCACCACUCCAGGACCAAGCAUCGUGCCCAGGAGGAGAAGAUAUCCUGGGCUUGGGAGGAAAUAAUGGGAGGACACGAAAGCCUUCCUUGGAAGCAGACGCAAGGAGAGAAGGGAAGACAGCGACGACGCCGGGGUUCGAGGCCACAACAUAAGCCCAAAAACAGCCCGCAAGUUUUUGGGGAGGGCACAUGGAGGUGGCGGCUGAGCAGAGGGAAGAGCCAGAGACCACGUGGGAUUCGAUGGAACAGUGUGAGGAGGGAUUACCAGAGAAUGGAGUUGGCUAGGAGUAUGCGGCAACUCAGGCGUUUGGAGGAACGUGUCAUCAGUUCAGUGAAACAUGGGCCGGCUUCAUGUUUCUGGUCUCCAGUGCGCCUUCCCAGUCCGGUAUGUCCUGUGUCUCCUCUGCGCACUCUCCCUGAAGUGCGUGUUCCCAGUCCGGUACGUUCUGUGUCUCCUCCUCGCACUUGCCCUGAAGUGUGUCACCAGUCCUGUACCACCUGUGCCGGCUCCACGCACUAGUCCUACAGUGCCCCUUCCCAGUCCGGUACAUCGUGUGCCCACUCCUCGCAGUGGCCCUGAAGUGCGUAUCACCAGUCCGGUGCCACCUGUGCCGGCUCCACGCACUAGGCCUCUGGUGCGCCUUCCCAGUCCGGUGCAUCCUGUGCCUGCUCUUCUCACUCGCCAUGAGGUGCGUAUCACCGGUCCGGAGCCACCUGUGCCGGCUCCAUGCACCAGGUUUCCGGCGACGGUCCCCAGUCCAGAGCUUCCGGCGACGGUCCCCAGUCCAGAGCUUCCGGCGACGGUCCCCAGUCCAGAGCUUCCGGCGACGGUCCCCAGUCCAGAGCUUCCGGCGACGGUCCCCAGUCCAGAGCUUCCGGCGACGGUCCCCAGUCCAGGGCUUCCGGCGACGGUCCCCAGUCCAGGGCUUCCGCGACGGUCCCCAGUCCAGAGCUUCCGGCGACGGUCCCCAGUCCAGGGCUUCCGGCGACGGUCCCCAGUCCAGGGCUUCCGGCGACGGUCCCCAGUCCAGAGCUUCCGGCGACGGUCCCCAGUCCAGGGCUUCCGGCGACGGUCCCCAGUCCAGGGCUUCCGGCGACGGUCCCCAGUCCAGGGCUUCCGGCGACGGUCCCCAGUCCAGAGCUACCGGCGACGGUCCCCAGUCCAGGGCUUCCGGCGACGGUCCCCAGUCCAGGGCUUCCGGCGACGGUCCCCAGUCCAGGGCUUCCGGCGACGGUCCCCAGUCCAGGGCUUCCGGCGACGGUCCCCAGUCCAGGGCUUCCGCGACGGUCCCCAGUCCAGAGCUUCCGGCGACGGUCCCCAGUCCAGAGCUUCCGGCGACGGUCCCCAGUCCAGAGCUUCCGGCGACGGUCCCCAGUCCAGAGCUUCCGGCGACGGUCCCCAGUCCAGAGCUUCCGGCGACGGUCCCCAGUCCAGAGCUUCCGGCGACGGUCCCCAGUCCAGAGCUUCCGGAGCUUCAUUUUUUUUUUGUGCAUAUAGAGUUGGGAGCACUGUAUCGGCAUCAUCGAGGGGAAGUCCCAAACAGGCCUGCUACUUCCUGGGCUUUCAAGAUGACAGCUUGAUUUACAUGGACCCUCAUUACUGCCAGUCUUUUGUGGAUGUCAGCACGAGCCAUUUCCCUCUGCAGUCAUAUCGUUGCUUGUCGCCAAAGAAGAUCCUAGUCCUGGAUACUUCUAGAGUAGAAGCCUAUGAGAGAAUCAGCCAAGAACUGUCCAAGGUAUUUCAGCCAUCAGUGAAGGACAAAUACCCAGCAUUCACUUCCAAGCAAGGUUUUGGAAGAGAUUACGACCUUUCGGCAGCAUUAACCCCGGAGAAAAAUGAAUGGCCCUUCAUCCACAACCCACGGACAUCGGCUGCCACUGCUGGAGACUUUUCUGCUGCUCUGAAGGCCGACGCCAAGGGCAAAGGUCAUGAUCAGAUACUUUUCAAUGGCCGGCGAAGUGACUUUACCAGACAGACUGAAACAGGCUUAUCCAAGGCCAGGACUCGUCCAACUGGACCUCUCAAGACCCCCUCUCAGACACUCCCUAUCCCCUAUGGAUCUGCUAGCUAUGAAACAAUUAUUUCAGACACCUAAAUGUAUUUAUUUAUCUUUCUCACACCAGCAUUCAUGGCUUAAUUAGCUAAACUUAAAAACAUUCAAACUGUUAUCCUGUACUGUAGAUAGUUGCUGUUAGUUUUGACUGCUCAAAUGUAAUCCGUAACAUUAGAAAAAAUAAUCAAACAUACCAGAAGUCUGUAUUAUGGAUAUGAAAUUGUACUUAGGGAUAUGCGCUCUACUGAAUCGUAUACGUUGUUGACACUGAUGGAGAAUCUGGUGCCUUGGCUUAUUGGAAGAGUGACUCUCAGCCAAAUAUAACACACAUUUACCUUUUAAGGAAAUCAGUGCUGCACUACAGAAGCCGCCAACGGGGAUCAUCAGAGGACGUGCAUGAGGAAGGAUAUAUCUGUGGUUCUAUAGCUGGGCCUGGUGAAGUGCUUGUAUAGGAGAGUGCCAUUCAUACACUACAGUUCGUUUUUUUUUUAGCAAUACUGAGAAAGUACUGGAGGUUUGGAUUGGUAAAAUGUUCUAGGUUGUUAUCACAUUUACCUUAGGAAGGAAAGUAUUAUGUUGCCAAAUCAUUUCAAGAUGUUUAGCAUUUUCUGAGGUAGGUUAUUCAAGCAUUUCUGAUUAUUGUCCUUGAAAAGGUACUUUGGUUCAUGACUUUUCUUUUUUUUUUUUCAUUUCAAAGCAAAUGAAAUGAGUCUAAGUGGAAGGUUUGUCAAUGUCACGGUCAAACACAUCUAUGUAGGUGUACAAUGCCUUGCUUCUCCUUGCACUUUCAUUACAAUUGCACUAGUUACACACUUCAAACACACUAUACUCACAUACUAACUGCAUUGUAAAGAUUGAAUCAUCUUGUUUAAAUGGUGACAGACAUUUGUAGAAUAAAUGUUUGUUUUUUUUAUGUGGGUUGAAGAUAAGGUUGAAUAUAUUUGAAAUGUUGUACGAUAAUGUUUGACUGUUUCAAAAUCAUCCCCUCGACUGUAAAUCUAUAAAGACAGCUACAUUCUACCAGUGCUGCCAAAUGUUUACGAAAUUCGUCUCUUUA
Molecule: messenger RNA, 4654 nt
Organism: Oncorhynchus keta (chum salmon)
Lineage: Eukaryota; Metazoa; Chordata; Actinopteri; Salmoniformes; Salmonidae
Product: translation initiation factor IF-2-like
Exons: 5
Coding region: 1882-3639 (585 amino acids)
Molecular function (GO): protein-phosphatidylethanolamide deconjugating activity
Source: RefSeq, a predicted model, not a curated record